Messenger RNA from Sphenostylis stenocarpa, 828 nucleotides. Lineage: Eukaryota; Viridiplantae; Streptophyta; Magnoliopsida; Fabales; Fabaceae. The record is from the annotation of a GenBank genome assembly.
AUGGAUUCUGAACGACUUAGAAAUUUAAGCAUUAAUGCACCUCUUUUGUCAACAAAGCGUUUUGGUUUUUCAGGUGUUGCAGAUACAUAUUGCUCCUCAAGCUCACUUGGAAGUAUAGUACCAAAUACAAGUGUUCCAUUUUCAUGGGAACAAGCCCCAGGUAAACCAAAAACCAUGGAGAGGAGUGAUGGCAUCUAUGAUGGAGAUAUAGACACCCCGCGGCUACGACCACCUCCUUGCCUUUGGCAUCCACCGGAAGAAGCAGCUAAAGCUGAAGUAUGUAAUGGUGUUCUUGCAUUUGAUCAAGAUGAUGGUUGUGAUGGUGAUAAUGACGAUGAGGACAAGAAGAAUGAUACUUUCUCAGAUGCAAUGGAUGUUUUGUCUCUUUCAGAGGCGUUAGACAUUGUGCAAAAAGCAGAGACAGCUCAUGGUAAAAGUAAUGAUGGGUUGAGAUUAAAGCUUGCGGAGUCUAAUGGUUGUCAAUCUCCAACCUAUAUGAUCAACCGUUUUCUUCCUGAUGCCAAUGCAUUGGCUGCAUCAUCUGAUGCACAUAUUUCGAAUGAUUGGAAAAUUUAUGAUACUUGGAGUGAUGAGGGUUAUAUCAAAGGUUCCACUGGGAACUCAUAUGUUUCUUCUCCAAAAGGUUGUGGCCUGAAAUUUCUCUUCUCUUGGCUUAUGAAGAAUAAGCUUUGUGCUAUAAAGAGCCCUGUCCUACCAUCAUCUACAAAUGUGCAGAAGCAUCGACACAGUUCAAAGCAUAAGAAACAUCGUUUAUCACUUCACAGGCCCUGCGCAAAUGUGAAAGAAGAUAUUCUACGAAUACAAUGA